CCACUAGCACAACAUAUGAAUGGCUGCAGCAGCUUUGCAGAGAGGCCUGUGUUUCAAAUCUCACCCGGGAAUGGCUGGCGGAAUGGAGAAUCGCUCUAGGAAAAGGCAAGUUCUGUCUUUCUUUCUGUGUCUGUGUGUGUCCCUGGGGGCGUGUGAGACGAUCCGCUAUUCUGUACCCGAAGAGAAGAAAAGCGGGUCCCUAGCUGCUAAUAUUGCAAAGGAUUUGAAACUGGAUGUAGGGGAAUUGUCUGGUCGCAGUGCCCGACUGAUUUCUAAAAGCAGCGAGCAAUAUUUUGAGCUGAACACUGGCUCCGGGGAUGUGAUAAUAAAGGAGAAAAUAGACCGUGAGGAUCUGUGCGGACAGAGGGACCCGUGUUUGCUGCAAUUCGAAAUUGUGUUGGAAAAUCCACUGCAGCUGUACAGAAUGGAGGCACAGAUAGAUGAUGUGAAUGACAAUUCCCCUAAAUUCUCUAAAAAUGAAUUCGUAUUUAAAAUACCUGAACUGUUCCCCGUAAAUAGCCCUGAACCACAAGGUGGCGAUAUUAGCAAAGACGGUACUGAAAAUGUAGCUUAUUGGACUCCGUCGACACACAGUGAAGCUGCACUCAGACAUCGGAAUCCAGACGGCAACGGAUCUGCGCCGGAAACGGGUGACAAAGGAUUACAGGGAAAGGGCGGCUGA
Molecule: messenger RNA, 682 nt
Organism: Chelonoidis abingdonii (Abingdon island giant tortoise)
Lineage: Eukaryota; Metazoa; Chordata; Testudines; Testudinidae
Source: RefSeq, a predicted model, not a curated record